ACUGAAAAACCCAUUUUAUUUUGCAGUGAAAUCAGCAAUGUUUACCUCAACGUGCUCUUCAUGCAAUCUCUUGUGUUUCAAGGCGAUUCUUCUCAGUGCGUGGUUCACUUGAAUUUUACUGCCCUGUGAUAAUAGAUUUAGGGAAUUUUAAAUUGAAAUGCGGUUUAGCUUUCGGUCGCAAAACAUGACUUUGAUUACUCAGAAACGACUGAUCUUGCUUCUCGGCCUCGUAUAUUCAAUCGCAUUGUUCUGCCUGUUCACGCAAUCAAAAUUUAAACCUUUGAUCAAACCGUACAUUUUUGAGGACCUCGAGUGCGUUUUGCGGAAAACAAAUGAAUCCACAACAGCGAUGAGUCGCGCAAAAGGAAGCAACAGCGCUCCGAAAAUGUCGGUGGACGAUGUUGAAGAAAAUGCGAUGUUUUACAAUUCAAUCCCGAAGACUGGAAGUUUGGGCCUGUCGUAUUCGUUCCAAGAACUGUCCCGAGAAAACCAAUUCACACUUCUCGAUCCGCCGAUCCUACAAAAUGGAAGGGCCACUUUGGAAGAACAGCAACGAUUAGCCGCAGAAUUAUUCUGCUCCGCUGGAUCAGUCGCCUGAAAACUGCAUUGAAAGUUAUCAGUCUUGGAUGAAUUGUACUUCAUACGACUUCAAUAAGCAACCGAACUUCGGUUUCGUCGCAUACUUUUGUGGACAGGAACCUUAUUGCUGGAUACGCAAUAGCAAGAAGGCACUCAGAAAAGCACAGGAAAACAUUGAAAAAUUUUACCCAGUCGUCGGUGUUUUGGAAAAAUGGAACGAAACUUUGACUGUGAUGGGAGAGUUCCCCAAAACAAGGCCGUUCUUCAAAGGGAUCAAAAAUAUUUACUACAGCCAAGCAAGGAAGGAAGGGAAGGGAGGCAGGAUCAACCACAACGAUUCCAACAAACCCAAACACGGAAUCACACCGAAGGUUAAAGAAGCCCUGGAGAAAAUGCUCAGCUCUGAGUACACCCUGUACAAGUUCUUGGUGCAACGACUGAUGGAUCAGUAUGCAGCUCUUACUGUAGCCAACAAUUUUUCUUCACCCUGAAAAAUACAUAUUUUUGAGCAAUGAGUAUGCUUGGAGCUGAAUCAGUUCCUUGAUGAUCAUCAAGAUUUGCUAAAAAUGGGUUUUAAUUUUCCAGGAUGUCUGUAUUGCAUAUUGCAAUGUUGGGUUCUGGCGAUGUUUCUUGCAUGUAAAUGUGAGUCAGAAAUAUGAAUACUCUAUUAAAGACAUUGCUUUUUGAGA
This is a messenger RNA of Notodromas monacha, 1268 nucleotides long. The record is from the annotation of a GenBank genome assembly. Lineage: Eukaryota; Metazoa; Arthropoda; Ostracoda; Podocopida; Cyprididae.